Megalops cyprinoides (Indo-Pacific tarpon) is the source of this 1732-nucleotide messenger RNA. It is a transcript of the gene babam1, whose product is annotated as BRISC and BRCA1 A complex member 1. Gene Ontology annotation, cellular component: BRCA1-A complex; nuclear body; BRISC complex. Bases 124 to 1212 code for a protein of 362 amino acids. The transcript has 9 exons. Gene Ontology annotation, biological process: protein K63-linked deubiquitination; mitotic G2 DNA damage checkpoint signaling; positive regulation of DNA repair. Lineage: Eukaryota; Metazoa; Chordata; Actinopteri; Elopiformes; Megalopidae. The record is from RefSeq and is a predicted model, not a curated record.
CCCGACAUACCUAGCCAGUAAACUAGCUAGCUAGCUAGCUAGCAUGAUAGAUAGAUGUUUUGGGUUUUGCUAGAAAAAUCAAAAUUACCAAGAUAUAGUUCUUCUUGAAUAUUGCAAGCUUCCAUGGAGACACCAGAACAAGGCCCAGCAGAUGGAGAGGAGCGACUGGUGGAGUUGAGGCCACGGACUCGCUCCAAUCCAGAGGGGGCGGAGGACCGCCGCAGUAGCAGCGGCAGCAUCACCAACAGCACACCCCAGCCUGCAGUGGGCAGCCGCAGCGAGGGUGAAGGGGAGGCCUCCUGCAGCGAUAGUCCUCCUAGCUCCACCACCACCACUUCCACCACUGUCACUGCCACCUCUGCUGCUGCCGCCACUGCCCCAGCCACAGUCCCCACUCCCACCUCUGCUGCCAAAGACAGGCCGAAGCCUGCCCAGCCUCAAGCACCCCCCAUGCCCCCCACUGCAGAUUUCCAGCUGAGAGCACCCCGGGUCAACUGUCCAGAGAAAGUGAUCAUCUGUCUGGACCUGUCAGAAGAGAUGUCCCUGCAGAAGUUGGAGUCCUUCAAUGGGUCCAAAACGAAUGCACUGAACAUCUCACAGAAGAUGAUUGAGAUGUUUGUGAGGACAAAGCACAAGAUUGACAAACGUCAUGAAUUUGCCUUGGUGGUGGUGAAUGAUGAUGCUCUGUGGCUGUCCGGCUUCACCUCUGACCCCAGGGAGCUGUGCAGCUGCCUGUACGAUCUGGAGACGAAUGUCUGCGAAUCCUUCAAUCUUGAAGACCUUCUGAAUGUUAUCCUGCAGAAAAUUGAGCUGCCACUCAUGGAGAAUAUUCAGACCAUUCCCCCUCCAUUUGUGGUACGGACUCUCCUCAUCUACAGCCGCCAUGCGGGUCAGCUACAGUUCAACCCCUCAGAGGCUGUUAGUAAGAUGCUGCAGUCACCGUAUUUUUUCUUUGAUGUGGUUUACUUGCACAAUGGUGCUGAGGAGCAAGGGGACGAGAGCAGCUGGAAGGACAUAUAUGCCUCAUUCUCUGACUUGGACUCGAAAGGCAUGUGCUACCGGUUCGAGGUGUCAUUGUGCGGUCCUGCCAUCGAGCUGCACAACUGUAUGGCCAAGCUUCUCUCACACCCCCUACAGAGGCCUUUUCAAAGCCACGCCUCCUACAGCCUGCUGGAAGGGGAGGAGCCUCAGGAGGUAGAGGCCACUGUCUGAUUGCCCCUGAGGCAUGUGGACAGAGGAACAGAGGACCGCUGAAGGUGGCAUUUCCUCAGGCCAUGGGCCUCCCUGUGUAUAGUGAAAUCUAUGGAAAUAGGAUGACCUGUUCCUGAGUGACUGGCCCAUGGAAAGCUUGAUAAGCAAAUGUGUCACUAAUUGUUUGAAGUGGUACAGAUUGUCCUGUUUGUGGCUGGGCAUCUGUACAUUUCUGAAAGGUGCAGUAGGUCCACUAAAUGAGAGUCAGUGAAAAUUGUAUUCUCCAUAUCCAUUCUAUUAGGUAAGCUUUGUGGGAGAAGCUAUUUAAAAAUUUCAUUUUCCUGGUUGAUGUAAUAUAAUUUUUUAAAAGACGGGUGUUUUAAAUUGAUUAUUUUUCAUUUUGAUCAUCUUUUUUCGCUCUUGACUAAGCAAGAGAAAUGUGGGUUAGGACUGGAUAGUUUGUCACUCAUUUUUCAAAAUGAUUGAAAAGGGAAGAAUUCUAACCAUGUGAAAUGGUGGGUAGGACUUACUGAAUUUUCAG